AUGCUGGUCUCAAGGUUCGCUGUUCCUUUACUCGGCUACAGCUAUGGUGUGCAGAAUUUUCAGAUCGCUCGUAUGACUAGCACAAUCGCGCACACCGUAAAGGUGCAGGAUCAUAUUGAGAAGACGCGGGCAAAGGCUGUACUCGGUGGUGGACAAAAGAGAAUUGAUACGCAACAUAACCGAGGAAAGCUGACUGCACGCGAACGAAUCGAAUUACUCUUGGACAAGGGCACCUUCCGCGAGUACGACAUGUUUGCUGAACAUACGUGUACCGACUUCAACAUGCAGAAGCAGAAAGUACCCUGUGAUUCUGUGAUUACUGGGCGCGGUCACAUCAAUGGACGCAACGUGUACGUGUUCUCGCAGGACUUCACCGUUUUCGGUGGCUCGUUGUCGAUGAUCCAUUCAAAGAAGAUCUGCAAGAUCAUGAGAGAGGCGAUGCUUGUCGGCGCUCCUGUCAUUGGUCUCAACGAUUCCGGUGGUGCGCGUAUUCAGGAAGGAGUUGAAUCACUCGCUGGAUAUGCUGAUAUCUUCCAGGCAAAUGUGUCAGCUUCUGGAGUUAUACCGCAGAUCUCACUCAUCAUGGGACCGUGUGCAGGUGGUGCCGUCUACUCGCCUGCUAUCACUGACUUCACGUUCAUGGUUCGAGACACGAGUUACCUUUUCAUCACUGGUCCGGACGUCGUUAAGGCCGUUACCAACGAGGAAGUAACCCAGGAGGAACUCGGCGGCGCCAAAACACAUACAGUAACAUCAGGUGUGGCUGUUGGCGCUUUCGAAAAUGAUGUGGAUGCGUUAAUGAGCAUGCGUGAGCUCGUUAACUACCUUCCACUUUCGAACAAGGACCCAGCCCCUGUUAGAUCCUGCGAUGAUCCAUGGGAUCGUGAUGUACCAUCACUCGAUACUGCUGUUCCACUCGAAAGUACUACUGCAUACAAUAUGAAAGACGUUGUCCUUGCUCUGCUGGAUGAAGGAGAUUUCUUCGAGAUUGCACCAGAUUUUGCAAAGAAUAUUGUCGUGGGUUUUGGCCGCAUGAAUGGUCGCACAGUCGGUGUGGUAGGUAACAACCCGAAGUUUGCCGCUGGAUGUCUCGAUAUCAACUCAUCAAUAAAAGGAGCCCGUUUCGUACGUUUCUGUGACGCUUUCAACAUUCCACUUGUAACUCUAGUUGAUGUUCCUGGAUUCUUGCCUGGAACGGCGCAGGAAUACGGAGGUAUUAUUCGUCAUGGAGCCAAGUUCUUGUAUGCUUACGCUGAAGCAACUGUACCGAAGAUCACGGUCAUCACCAGAAAGGCUUACGGUGGAGCGUACUGUGUCAUGUCAUCGAAACACCUUCGCGGAGAUAUCAACUACGCAUGGCCAACCGCUGAAGUAGCUGUGAUGGGAGCCAAGGGCGCUGUAUCGAUUCUGUUCCGUGGGGAUAAGGAUGUAGCAAAGAGAGAGGAAGAAUACGUUGACCUCUUCAGCAAUCCCUUCCCUGCUGCAGUUCGUGGUUACGUUGAUGACAUCAUCGAACCACAUACCACACGUCGUCGAAUCUGCGAGGAUCUCGCUCUGCUUGAAAGCAAGCAACUGUCGAACCCGUGGAGAAAACAUGGAAACAUCCCACUCUAG
Ostertagia ostertagi is the source of this 1614-nucleotide messenger RNA. Lineage: Eukaryota; Metazoa; Nematoda; Chromadorea; Rhabditida; Trichostrongylidae. The record is from the annotation of a GenBank genome assembly.